AUGGCAAUGGAAAUGGAGCGUCAAACCGCAAACCCAGACCCCCCUCUCUACGAAGACAUCGAAAGCACGUGUUCCACUCCUUACGUCAGCGCACCUUCCAGUCCCGGCCGGGGACCCAUCGCCGGCGGCUUCUUCUACAGCGCUCCUGCCAGCCCAAUGCACUUCGCCAUAACCGCCGCUUCCACUUACUCUUCUUCAUUCGACAACGCCUCUUCUUCCGAGUUUGAAUUCUCGGCCCGGUUCAACUCCACCGGGUUCGGCGCUUCCGGUUUGAUGAGUUCCGCCGACGAGUUGUUCUUGAACGGUCAGAUCCGGCCCAUGAAGCUAUCGACCCACUUGGAAGUGCUGGAUCAAGAGGAGGUUGAGGUUGAGGUUGUUGAGUCGCAUGUACGAGGUAGAGAUCUAAGGUUGCGUGACAAGUCGCAGCGCAGAAGAACCAGAUCUCUUUCUCCUCUCAGGAAAACACCUUUGGAGUGGACAGAGAACGAGGAUGUUACGAAUAACGAUAAAACUAACAAGAAGGAAAACGAAGAUGGAGAUGGGACAACAACCUCGUCGUCUUCUGCUGGAAGGAGUUCGAAGAGGUGGGUUUUCUUGAAGGAUUUUCUGAGGAGCAAAAGCGAGGGAAGCAGUAACAACAAGUUCUGGUCCACCAUUUCCUUCUCACCCAUCAAGGAUAAGAAAGGAGGGAACCAAAAUCACGGAAAUGGGUCUUCCCGGAGCCAAAAAUCCAAACCAAAUUCUCAAGCUUUCUCUAAGAAGGUGACCGGAAAACCCAGUAACGGCGUGGGAAAGAGGCGCGUGCCACCAUCGCCGCACGAGUUGCAUUAUAAAGCGAACAGAGCGCAAGCGGAGGAGUUAAGAAAGAAGACAUAUUUGCCUUAUAAACAGGGCUUACUUGGCUGCUUGGGAUUUAGUUCCAAAGGUUAUGGUGCUAUCAGUGGCUUCGCUAGAGCCUUAAACCCUGUCUCUUCCAGGUAA
Abrus precatorius (Indian licorice) is the source of this 981-nucleotide messenger RNA. RefSeq lists its product as uncharacterized. Bases 1 to 981 code for a protein of 326 amino acids. Lineage: Eukaryota; Viridiplantae; Streptophyta; Magnoliopsida; Fabales; Fabaceae. The transcript has a single exon. The record is from RefSeq and is a predicted model, not a curated record.